GUUCCGCCCGUGCGGGUGCUGGGAACCACGUGGGGCCGGGGCGGGUUUCCGGUGCCGGCGACAGGAGGAGGAGUGGAAGUUCCAGCAGCUGGAGGGGACCAUGGCCAACAGUGAGCGCACCUUCAUUGCCAUCAAGCCUGAUGGGGUCCAGCGCCAGCUUGUGGGGGAGAUCAUCAAGCGUUUUGAGCAGAAGGGGUUCCGCCUUGUUGCAAUGAAAUUCAUACAGGCUUCUGAAGACCUUCUCAAGGAACACUACAUCGACCUGAAGGACCGCCCAUUCUUUACUGGCCUGGUGAAAUACAUGCACUCAGGGCCAGUGGUUGCCAUGGUCUGGGAGGGGCUGAAUGUUGUGAAGACAGGCCGGGUGAUGCUUGGAGAGACCAACCCAGUGGAUUCCAAACCUGGGACCAUCCGAGGGGACUUUUGUAUCCAAGUUGGCAGGAACAUUAUCCACGGCAGUGACUCUGUGGAGAGCGCGGAGAAGGAGAUUGCCUUGUGGUUUCGGCCCGAGGAGCUGGUAGAUUACAAGAGCUGCGCUCAGAACUGGAUCUACGAGUGACGUGGAAGCGGCUGACAGUGCUUCUCUCACUCCGUUCCCUCUCCCUCCCACGGCAGGGGACCAGACCCUAGCCGACCUACUUAUUUCUGAGAACUUCCUGAUUAUCUGGAGGGAUGCUCUUGGAGCUGUGAGUGUUCCCUGUGCAGUGUUAUAAGCUACCAUUCGAUUAAAAUGUUUCACCCCAACUGGGAUUCAUCGAA
Messenger RNA from Phyllostomus hastatus (greater spear-nosed bat), 759 nucleotides. Its product is annotated as nucleoside diphosphate kinase A. Gene Ontology annotation, biological process: CTP biosynthetic process; GTP biosynthetic process; UTP biosynthetic process. The record is from RefSeq and is a predicted model, not a curated record. The coding region runs from base 101 to 559 and encodes 152 amino acids. The transcript has 5 exons. Gene Ontology annotation, molecular function: nucleoside diphosphate kinase activity. Lineage: Eukaryota; Metazoa; Chordata; Mammalia; Chiroptera; Phyllostomidae.